AUGAGCGAACCACAGCAACCAAGUUCGUCGAUCUUUACAGUGAAAGACAGAACCAUUACGAAAACAUUGGCAGGCCCUUUGCUAUUCUUUCCACGCACAUUGUGCAUACCACAUCCCAAUACAAGCAUUACCAAGUCCGACGAUCUUUUCCAGGCCUUCUUGUGCAGCAUCUACUCUACUGGACAGGUGACACAAGCCAGCCCAGCGCCUCCCCCCACUGUGACUGCCACAGUGACUAGCAUACUCCAUACUUCCAUUGCGCCACAACACCUUUCCACGCAGCAAAACGAGGCAGCACAGUUGCCCAUCGCCACAACACGACUGUUGCCAUCCACCAAUAUGGGACAACAACUAUUUAUAAACCCCUUUAAGAGGCAUCACAUAGACGAGUUCCCAGGAGUGCUUGUUCCUUUGGCCGACCCAACCCAUCGCAGCUCUGUGAACAACCCUCGCGCCUCAAACGCCACUACCCACCAUCCUGACAACGAAAAAGAACACAAAGAUCGUGACCCAAGCGACACACUCACACGCCCAGGAAGCAAUGCAUCAAGUACCGUAGUUAACUCUGGCAUGACCGUUGAAGCACUCAAAGCAGAGGUCGAGGCCGAGGUUGCGGCUUCGGAUACCGACACUCCUUACGAUCGUAAGUCGAAGGUCAUCAACAGAGCUCUCCAAGACAUGGGCAUGGGAAGGUACCAGUGGCAGCUAUUUGCGCUGUGCGGAUGCGGCUGGAUGGCGGAUAACCUGUGGCUUCAAGGUGUUGCCCUUACACUUCCGCAGCUGUCGGUCGAGUUCGGUGUGAGCGACACUGAAGUCCGCUACACGACUCUCGCACUCUUCCUCGGGUUAUGCAUUGGUGCCUCUUUCUGGGGAAUUGCAUCUGAUAUUAUCGGUCGUCGUCUGGCGUUCAAUUGCACUCUUCUGCUGGCUGGUAUUUUUGGUCUUGCGGCUGGUGGCGCACCCACUUGGAUAGGCACAUGCGCGCUUUAUUCUUGCAUUGGAGUCGGCGUGGGCGGAUCCCUCCCAGUUGACGGGACAUUAUUCUUAGAGUUUCUGCCACAAACAUCUGGUAAUCUGCUUACGCUACUAUCUUUGUUCUGGCCAGUUGGGAACUUGGUGGCCUCGCUGCUCGCCUGGGCAUAUAUCCCCAACUUCUCAUGUUCCAGUGACACUCCUCUCGGACUAUGCCGCAAGGAAGAUAACAUGGGAUGGCGAUACCUGAUCCUCACACUAGGAGCAAUCACCUUCACCAUGUUUGUCGCCCGAUUUUUCCUUUUCCACCUUUACGAAUCGCCCAAGUUUCUUCUGUCGCGCGGUCGCCAGGCCGAAGCGGUGGCGACAGUAUACGGAAUCGCACACUACAACAAGACCCACACCUGGCUCACCGAAGACAUUCUCAACUACGUUGGCGGCAACCCAGAAGCCACCGGCGAAGACGUGAAACUCAGUGUCUUUGAGAUUCUCAAGCGCUCUCUCUCUAGGUUCUCAUUGAAGCGUUUCAGUGCUCUCUUCACAAACAAGACGAUCGGUCUCACUACUGGUCUCCUCUGGUUCCAAUGGACAACCAUCGGUAUGGCAUAUCCCUUGUUCAACGCCUUCUUGCCACAAUAUCUGGCCAAUUCUGGUGGCGACUUUGUCAACGACACAAGCACUGUUUAUCGCAAUUACGCAAUCACCGCCAUAGUGGGUGUUCCUGGAUCUCUUCUCGCUUGUUACACCGUCGACCUGAUGUACAUUGGUCGCAAGGGAACAAUGGCAAUCGGCACCGUCAUCACCGGUGUUUUUGUCUUUCUCUUCACUAUCUCCUCGGAUUCAGACUUCCAGCUGGCAUUCACAUGUCUUGAAGCUUUCUUCCAAAACAUUGCCUACGGCGUACUGUACGCAUAUACUCCAGAAGUAUUCCCAGCCCCUAUCCGCGGUACUGCGACCGGCAUGUCCAGCUUCCUCAACCGAAUUGCCGGCCUUUGUGCCCCGAUUAUUGCUAUUCAGGCUGGGAAUUCGAAUCCCAAGGCUCCCAUCUAUGCUUCUGGGGGGUUAUUUAUUGCAGCAGCUUUGUCUAUGCUGAUACUGCCGAUUGAGACGCGGGGUAAGCAGACUUUCGUAGAAGCUUUAGUUUGA
This is a messenger RNA of Plenodomus lingam JN3, 2118 nucleotides long. RefSeq lists its product as uncharacterized. Gene Ontology annotation, molecular function: transmembrane transporter activity. Gene Ontology annotation, biological process: transmembrane transport. Lineage: Eukaryota; Fungi; Ascomycota; Dothideomycetes; Pleosporales; Leptosphaeriaceae. Gene Ontology annotation, cellular component: membrane. The record is from RefSeq and is a predicted model, not a curated record.